Zygotorulaspora mrakii is the source of this 3471-nucleotide messenger RNA. It is a transcript of the gene AVO1, whose product is annotated as Avo1p. NCBI's taxonomy places the organism in Eukaryota, Fungi, Ascomycota, Saccharomycetes, Saccharomycetales, Saccharomycetaceae. The transcript has a single exon. The record is from RefSeq and is a predicted model, not a curated record. Gene Ontology annotation, biological process: TORC2 signaling. Bases 1 to 3471 code for a protein of 1156 amino acids. Gene Ontology annotation, molecular function: phosphatidylinositol-4,5-bisphosphate binding. Gene Ontology annotation, cellular component: cytoplasm; plasma membrane; TORC2 complex.
AUGGAUACCACAACUAAUAUCAAUAGGUUGCGGGCUCAGUUCUUUUGGGAGUGCCCGGAAAAGGACUUAAUGAGACGCAUAAUCAAGCCUUACACAAUAGAUAAGGAACAAAUGUUCAAGAUCAAUCAAAAGAAUUACGAUCAGCUCAAUGGCAAAAUCAAAAGGGUAUAUAUUGCACCAAAUGGAGAGGAUAUCUUGCAGGAUUUGGAGUCUCCUCCUAUUUCUGAGAGCUAUAUGGAGAAUUACAAAGGUAGCAGUACUAGAACACAAUCAAAAAAGGGUAAAACAGGGGUGAAAAAAUCCAUGUCUGCUCACAAUAAUAUUCAAUCGGAGUCAAAAGAUAACGAGCAGUACGGGAAGACCAAUUCAGUUGAAUCUACACUGAAAGUUGAGAACGUACCGUGGAAAGUUGAAAACGACGCGAAGCUGCAAGAAGAUGUGCCUACUUUACAUGGAUUUAGAAACGGCGGUAGCUUGGAUUUCCAUGGCUCCAGCAUUAAAGCUGAGAGUUCAGAUUCAGACUCUAAUGAUGUCAAAAAGAAGACUGGUAGGAAGUUGCCUUUUUCUAGAAUAUUUAAGGGCAGAAAGGAUAGCGAUGAUACUUUAAAGAAAGCUACCGAUAAGAAGAAAGCACGCCUUACAAAUCGCAACAAGAAACAUAUCGCAUUUGACAUGAACUUUGAUUAUGACAAAAAUUUGGAUGAGGACGAUGAUGACGACGAAGACGAUGAUGGUGAAGGGUUACAAUCAGCCUUUUUCAAACUUGACUCUGAGCAAAGUAAGUCCGAUGGUCAAAAUGCUGCAAAUGAUAAGGAUAAUCAGUUUGAUUUAGAGGCAAGUAGUAACAGCCUUAUAACUACAAAUACAAACGGAAAUUCGAAUGGCAACAACAACAACAACAACAAUAUCAAUAACAAUGUCACUUUUGGUACCAACACUAAUAGUAAUCACAAUAACAACAGCAAUAAUAACAACGGUAAUAGCACUAAUAAUGCCAAUAACAGUGCAAAUGUUAACCUUAGGAAGAAAAAUCAUUUCCCUCAAAAUAUUAUUCCAAGGAAUCCGCUACUGGAUAGCACAAAAAAUAACAGUUUCAAAUCAGAACGACUGGCAAAAGGAAGCAAUCAUGACGAUUCUAUAUCAAAUAUAAGCAAAAAGAGAACAGCAGGCCAAGAUGAAUAUAUUUCUGACAUGGAAUCCCUGAUCAAUGAAAAAGAUCUGGACAGACUUGAUCUGGACAAUGUACCUUCUAACACAGAGAGGAGCUCUUCCUCAAAGCAGUUGGAAGCAAUAGACGCAAGCAAUGAUGAUAUUUCCAAUGGGGAGCAGAUUAUUCUGAAUGAGGAGCAAGAUUCGGACAGUAUAUCAUCUUAUGGUAGAUCUUUACUGGAUUCUGACUUUAGCACUGAAAAUGAUCUUAACAAAGAAGGAACGUCCGGCUUAGAAAGUGUGUCUAUGUUGGAUAGUUCAGAUGUUAUGCCAGGAACAAUUUCACAUUCUAUACCAAAAACGUUAGGUGACUAUGGAUUAUAUCAUGGACAGGACGAUUCAACUAUAGAUGAUGCGUUUGAUAGCGCAGUUCAGAAAAUCAAAUCCUCAGAUAAGAUAUCACCUUCAAAGGAAAAAAGGUCCUCCAACCAGUCAGUACCACAUAGCCUUCUGAAUCGCAGGCUGUCAAGCAAUUCCAAUACGGGAGGAGGUAAAACAAGGAGCCACACCAGAUCUUCAUCAUCUGCGAGUGCGAACAAUGGAAAAUUAAAAAGUGACUCAAAUAAACAACACAUUGCGAUUAGUUCAAAGCAAGAAAGACCGUCUGUUACAUCUAUUCGUUCUGAAGUGAAAAUGAAUUCAUUGAUAAUACACAAAAUUAGUGAUUUCAAAAGGCCUACCACAAGUGAUUCUCAACUUUCUUCGUUGUUUAACAGGAGAAAGCUCGAUCCUGAAAAUCCUACGGAUGUGUUGGAAUAUUUUUCAUUUGUCUCUGGAAGCAAAGUUCCCAAAUAUGAGGCAGAAAAGUUGAACGUCUAUAUAGAAGGAUCAAGAAAAUAUAAACAUGUUCCGUUCAAACUUAAUGUCAGAAAGUCGGCAACUGUUUUUGAAACAAUAGGGUAUGUUCUGUACAUGUAUUCACGAGAGCACAAAAAUGAUGAUGCUAAAGAUGAUGGUCUACCAAUUGCUAUGCUUCAAAAUCCAAAUAAAUUCUGUCUCAAAAUUGUAGACGAAGAUGGUGAACCCUUCGAAGACAAUUUUGGUAAACUUAAUCGAAGCAAACUUAUCAAGCAACUAUCGGAUGAUGAAGUUGUUUUAUGCACUGUGGAUCAAAAGGAGAUGGAUGAAAAUGACAAAGAGACUCCUCUGCCUUAUAAUUUGGCAGGUGAGAUACUAAACAAGACAGACACCUCAGCAUCGAAAGAUGACGUGUCAUCAUCUAGAAUUAAUCAAUUGAGUUAUUAUAGACCAAUUUUAGGAAACGAUGACGAUGCCAAUCAAACAAAAAAUACAAAGGUCAUAGAUGUAAAAGUCUUUAUGUAUCCCAGCACUAACAAACAGUUCAAUUUUACUACCAUUAGUGUCCUCAUCACUUCCAGUAUCAAUGAUAUUCUCGUGAAAUACUGCAAGAUGAAAAGUGUGGAUCCCAAUGACUACAUUUUGAAGUUGCCUGGUUCAAAAUUGGCAUAUAACUUAAAUGAUACUGUUUUAAGACUUGACGCCAAUAAUGAGGUUGAAAUAAUAUCCAAAAGGGAUGCAAGAAAAUUGAAAGUGCAAAAAGCAAUGCCUGAUAUUGCGAAACCCACACUGCCAACUAUUCAGAGUAAUGACUUGACACCUCUUACAUUAGAGCCGCUUAACGCAUACUUGCAACCAGUAGAUGGUGAGAAGCAGCAGAAUGUUGUCAAGGAAUCAAAGCCGCCAAGUAAACUAAAGAAACUAGGGUCCAAACAUAGGUUAGGGCUGACUACUCAGAUAUCAGGCUCGAGCAACACGAGUGGCGUAAAUACUCCAAGUGGAUUUUUCAAAAACAAGAACUCAUCCAAAUCAUCUCUUCAUGGAUCUCUACAGUAUUAUACACCCAAUAGAUCAUCUUUAAACGUCAUCGGCAAUGGUACUGGUACAUAUCAGGAUUUGUUCUCUGGCGCAUACCAUAAAUACAAGGUCUGGAGGAGACAACAAAUGUCCUUGAUGAAUAAGCACGAAAGGGCUUUGGCAUUGGAUGGAGACUAUAUAUAUAUCGUUCCUCCCGAAAAACAAUUGCAUUGGCAUGAAAAUGUCAAAACCAAAUCGAUACAUAUAAGUCAGGUUGUCUUGAUAAAAAGAUCAAAAAGAGUUCCUGAGUACUUUAAACUAUUCUUUAAAAAGGGCCAACAUGAAAUGAAAAGGUAUUAUUUUGAAGCAGUGUCACCAGAGGAGUGCAACGAGAUUGUCUCAAGGAUUCAGAGUUCUGUGAGUGCAUACAGGAUGAAUCACAAAUAG